AUGGACCUAGAUUGUACAGCCAACUCCUCAGUUUCGGACUCUCAAUCAAAUGAACACACUGUCGGAUCUAGUCCAACAGAAUUAGGCUAUGAAAAUACUAUAGGAACACCGACAGGAGUGGAACAUUACUCCGAUCUAUAUGAUAACCGAUCAAAUAAAAUUGUGGCAGAAGACCCUAGAAAUAAUUUGGAGUCGUCAGUCAAUGAAAGUGGCUACAGUUCCUAUUGUAACUAUAGUUACAUAUCAACUGAAGAUGCAAUUACUAAACCUGAAGAAAGUGAACCUCAGUUUUGCGUUAAUGCAUGCCAUUCGAUUUAUACGAUUCCUUAUGUGCCAGAGAACUUAACAAACAACACUUGUCGUUAUGUAGAAUUUACAAGUGACAACAACGAGACAGUCAAUGCAGUAGCAUCCAUAGUUAGUCAUGGUGUGAAUUCUUGCAGUUACAUCCCUGUUUCUAAUAUGAUUACUACUGUUAUCAAUCACAAUUGUACACCAACAGUUACAAAUGAAUUCACCAAAAUCUUUAACUACCAGUGUGACACAAUAUCAACCCCAGAUAUAUCAAGGAAGAAUGAUAAUCAAAGAAAUUUCAAAAGUGAUCCUGAUACAUUUUGGGUUAGUCAGCGUGAUGACAUUCAAAAGUCAGUUAGCAUAAGAACAGGUCAUCUAUCAAGUGAUAAACAAAAUGCAUUGGAUGGUUACGUAGACAGUGGAAACAUUCCUACUUCUACAGACCAACAGCUUUUACAGCCACAGGCGUGUUUAAACAAUUAUCGCGUUAAAGAUGACGAAUCCAAAGAGUCGUAUAAUUCAAAUUUUCCUGAAUUUGCGUACAACUUAAUGAAUACACAUUCUCAACAUUACACAACAAGCGAUUUUAUUAAUUCCAGUUCUCAAAAUUCCGUGAUAGACUGUAUCUCAUCAUAUCAAGAUAGUUCUCAGAAUUCUGAGAGCGUCAGUGCUUGUGUUAAAGGACCAUCGUUCUAUUCGCAAACUCAUAACGUUUAUUGGCCUUGGGUCGACAGAUUUUACGCUGAAAACUGCGCUUCGAAAUUAGGCUCAGUUUGUAAUUCGGAUGUUGCUACUAAGGGACUAAUGAACUACACAAAUUCAUUCUCUUGUAAUCCAAGCUUUGGUCAUUCCUACAAUUCACACUCUUUAUUCAUCAGCGGUGCUAACCUCCCGUACAUCAGUGGAAAGCCAAAUGAACAGUCUCAGGAAAAUAUGUCUGCUUUUCAUUCUAUUGCUCAAAUAUCCAGUGAUUACUCCGGGACAUCUGUGGUUGCCGGUAAUAUACCAAAUCUCAUUUUAAUGAACGCACAAAGCAGUAGUGAUUUUUCGGCUCAGUCUGCCGAUAAUCGUAAAGAAUCUCAAGAAGAUGAGAACAGCUUUGAUCAUAGUGAAACGUCAUGGCAACCAGAACUGAAUUCUGUUCAAUGUUCAUCACGCAAAAGAUUGUCAGAUAAACAGAGAAAGACUAUAUGUGUUUCGAUUCUCAACGAAAAUCAAACGGAAGAUUCACAUACUCCUCAAGAUGAAAUUACCCAAAAUUCCUCCACAUCAUUUGAUAUUUCGAGCCUUCACCGAGAAAAUGAAAUUUGUUUAGACCAAUCAAUCUCUGGAAAUAGCUAUUCAUGGACGUCAAAAAGUGAUAAACUGAAAUUUAAUUCCCGCUUAAGAUCAAAAAGAUAUUCUGACGCGAUCAAUUUAACACGAAAUAGACCAUUAAAUCAAACUGCCUUGAGUGUGAUGGAAAGUUGGUAUACAAAUCAUGUAGAUAACCCGUAUCCUACAACAGCGGAGAAAGAAGAAUUAGCAGCACUUGGUGGAAUAACAGUCAUUCAAGUGAGUUCUUGGUUUGCCAAUCGCCGAACACGAACAGCAAACACCAAACCGAAGAAGAAUCGAAGAAAGUUGUAUCAUCAAAUUUAUCAACUAGCCGUUGAAAUUGAAGCAUUAACACAAGGAUCACUCCGAGCUUGUGAUUUACAAGAACGAAUUGGACAAAUUAUUGAUGAAUAUUUAACGUGA
This is a messenger RNA of Schistosoma mattheei, 2034 nucleotides long. The record is from the annotation of a GenBank genome assembly. NCBI's taxonomy places the organism in Eukaryota, Metazoa, Platyhelminthes, Trematoda, Strigeidida, Schistosomatidae.